Caenorhabditis remanei is the source of this 1017-nucleotide messenger RNA. RefSeq lists its product as uncharacterized. The transcript is spliced from 6 exons. Gene Ontology annotation, biological process: detection of chemical stimulus involved in sensory perception. Gene Ontology annotation, molecular function: olfactory receptor activity. The record is from RefSeq and is a predicted model, not a curated record. Bases 1 to 1017 code for a protein of 338 amino acids. NCBI's taxonomy places the organism in Eukaryota, Metazoa, Nematoda, Chromadorea, Rhabditida, Rhabditidae.
AUGGGGACCAUCAUCAAAAAGCAUGCCUUCAGCAGCCAUGGACAUCUGAACCUUUUGAUUCUGAUGAGCUUGAAUGUUGUUAGUUGUGCUAUCCUGGCUGGCUUGACCGCAUGGAGUGCCACAAACUUCUUUGUCAAUCUAAUCAUUAAAGAAAAUCCCUGUGAUCUACUGCUGAGAACCGAAUUCUGUUCCAAAAUCCGUGCCACUUACUUGUUUGCAUUCUGUCUGGUUUCAACAAGUCAUGCUGGAAUUCUGAUUGAACGAAUGUGGGCGACAGUGUUUGUGAAAUCAUAUGAAAAACAAGGAACAAUACUUGGAGCGGUUCUGGCGUUUGCAGCAAUUGCAACUUCUGCGGUUUCUAUUUAUUUUGUGACAAUGGAUGAAGAUGCCAAUGAGCUUAUAACAACUUGUUUGACAUUCUCUGCCUCCAAAUCAGUUGGAAACCAAAUUUAUACAAUGUUCUAUGUUCAACUGGUUCUGGAUGCAAUUGUUUCAGUGGUACACUACGGUUUAUACAAUUAUAACAAGAGCAUCAAGCCCGGUAGCUCCGGAUCCCUCUCGGAGCAAUUCCAGCGUAACGAAAAUGUGAAAACCCUUAAGCAAGUAACUCCGUUGUUGAUUCUAUCGAAUAUCACAAUUGGGGUCUAUAUCUUUGUUAUUUCCGUUUUCCGACUAUACAAAAACUAUUUGCCACCGAAUUGGUACGAGAUCAUCGCAGCUCUUUUAUUUAUGAUGCCCCAUAUGCCAUUGAUGUUUUCCUCGUUACUUCUGAUUGAACUCCACAAAAACAAAAAAGACUUGAAUGCCAAGCAUGAAAAGCUGAUGGCUAAUCAGAACAUCCCAAAAACAGACCAGUUCCAACUUUCUAUCGGAAACUGGGAGGCUGAAUAUGAGGCUCGUUAUAACACCGGAGCAACAGCAAGUGGCAAUCCAAGUUUACAUCUCUGGAGUUUGGCAAAACUGAAGACAAAAUUGAAGAAGAAACACCAAAGCAAAGUUGCAGUUAUUUCUGAAUGA